Molecule: messenger RNA, 1829 nt
Organism: Cololabis saira (Pacific saury)
Lineage: Eukaryota; Metazoa; Chordata; Actinopteri; Beloniformes; Belonidae
Gene: nkx2-1
Product: NK2 homeobox 1
Exons: 2
Coding region: 94-1134 (346 amino acids)
Biological process (GO): cell differentiation; regulation of transcription by RNA polymerase II
Cellular component (GO): nucleus
Molecular function (GO): RNA polymerase II cis-regulatory region sequence-specific DNA binding; DNA-binding transcription factor activity, RNA polymerase II-specific
Source: RefSeq, a predicted model, not a curated record
GACAACAGGAACAGAGGGGCUUUGGCCGGAAAAAAAAAGGAGAGAGGAGAGAUUGCCUUGCCUUCUAAUUUCUCCCUCUCCAGCCCCAAAACAAUGUCGAUGAGCCCUAAGCAUACAACUCCUUUUUCAGUUUCCGAUAUCUUGAGUCCCCUCGAGGAGAGCUAUAAGAAAGUAAGUAUGGAGAACAACAACUUGGGGGCACCUCUUACUUCUUACCGGCAGCCGCAGGUCUCUCAAGCGGCCAUGCAGCAGCACCACAUGGGUCACAAUGGGACCGUGUCUGCGGCUUACCACAUGACGGCGGCAGGUGUUUCCCAGCUGUCGCACACGGCCAUGGGGGGCUACUGUAACGGCAACCUGGGCAACAUGAGCGACCUGCCGUCGUACCAGGACGGCAUGCGAGGCAGCGCCACGGCCACCGGCUGGUACGGAGCCAACCCCGACCCGCGGUUCUCCACGAUUUCUCGGUUUAUGGGCUCGUCGUCCGGCAUGAACAUGGGCAGCAUGGGCAGCCUCGGCUCCUUGGCAGAUGUCAGUAAAGGCAUGGGUUCCCUGUCCAGCACCCCGAGGAGGAAGCGACGGGUGCUCUUCUCCCAAGCGCAGGUCUACGAGCUGGAGCGACGCUUCAAGCAGCAGAAAUACCUGUCGGCGCCGGAGCGGGAGCACCUGGCCAGCAUGAUCCACCUCACCCCGACCCAGGUGAAAAUCUGGUUCCAGAAUCACCGCUACAAGAUGAAACGGCAGGCGAAGGACAAGGUGUCCCAGCAGCAGAUGCAGCAGGAGGGCGGCUCCUGCCAGCAGCAGCAGCAGUCCCCGCGGAGAGUGGCCGUGCCGGUGCUGGUCAAGGACGGGAAGCCGUGCCAGGGCAGCGCCGGACACACGCCCACGUCCUCGGCGCAGACGCACCACCAGGGGGGCAAUGUCAUGAUCAUGUCCAACAACGCGUCCGGCCUCGGGCAGCACCAGGGCCAGCAGGUGGGGAGCACAGGCCACUCUCCAGACCUGGUACCGCACUCCUCCAGCCCGCCCUCCAUGCAGAGCCAGGUGGCCGGCCUCUCCCACCUCAACUCACCCGGCGCGGAGUACGGCUCGGCCUUGCAAUGUUCGGCUUUGUUAUACGGCAGGACGUGGUGACAGGAAGUGCCUGCUAUGAUUUAAAUCAUAUACUUAAUGAAAAAUAAAGAGACACUCUUCUCCGUCAAGACUCAGAACCCCCAAUGUAAAAGCGCGCAUCUGAACAAAAGACCGCAGCGCUUCUUGAAAGGAAACUUGACUUGUGUGGAAAAAUCAAACCUCUUUUCCCAGAAACUUCGGAUGUUAAAGACUUGGGAAUUAUUUAUGUAAAUUAUAUUGAAACAAAAGAAGAGUCAGUAGAGAUAUAGUUGGGAAACUGAACCAGAACAAGGACGCACGCCACUGGACUGCACGGCGCUGUAAAAGCCACCGCCACAAACACACGUGACGACUCUAAUUUCUAACUGAAAUUAAUGUGAGACGUAGAGCUAGCUUGUAUAUUUCUGUAAAAGGUUUGAAUUUUAGCUCUUUGUUGUACAAAGUUUUUGACGCUUUGCCGGUUUGUUGUCGUUUCAUUGGUAUUUGUACGUUUUAUUUCUUUGUAACUUAUAUAGAUAUUUGACUUGCUACGAAAUAGUCAUAUUAAUAAAUUAUGGAAAGAAGACAGAUAAGCUUUUUGUGAAAUAAUUCAAUAGAUGCGCUCAUAAAUUAUGUACAAUAUUUAGUCAUUUGGAGGGAAUUCAACAACAGCUCCACAAAAGGAAAGCGGUGCGGCAUGAGGUCAUUGAUGUUAUUAAUUGUAUUAUUACGUUUUU